AUGAUCGCAAUUGGAAUGGAGGGCUCGGCCAAUAAAUUGGGCAUCGGCAUUAUGCUGCAUCCCAAGGAUGGCAGCCCGCCACAGGUCCUGGCCAAUAUCCGACACACCUAUGUAUCCCCACCAGGCGAGGGUUUUUUGCCCAAGGAUACAGCGCGUCACCACCGAGCCUGGGUAGUGAAGCUAGUCAAGCAGGCGCUGAAGGAGGCGCAAGUCUCUGUCGACGAGGUGGACUGCAUCUGCUUCACCCAGGGUCCUGGCAUGGGUGCCCCACUACAGAGCGUGGUGGUCGCCGCGCGAAUGCUGAGCUUGCUUUGGGGCAAGGAGUUAGUGGGUGUGAAUCACUGUGUUGGACACAUUGAAAUGGGCCGUCUCAUCACUGGCGCAACAAAUCCAGUCGUCCUUUAUGUUUCCGGCGGUAAUACACAAGUCAUCGCAUACAGUUCACAACGAUACCGCAUCUUUGGAGAAACCCUCGAUAUGGCAGUGGGAAACUGCCUGGACCGAUUCGCGCGUACUCUGCAUAUCUCCAACGACCCAGCGCCAGGAUAUAACAUUGAACAGCUUGCCAAGCAAGGAAAGCAGCUCGUUGACCUACCAUAUGUUGUGAAAGGCAUGGAUUGCUCGUUCUCGGGCAUUCUUGCUGCCAUUGAUGGCCUCGCGAAGCAGUGGGGACUAGGCGGAGAAGCGAAAGCGAAGGAAGAUGAGGAAAAGUCUAGUGAGACAGCCGCUGCGAACGAAUCCUUGGAAGCCCAGCCCACUCGUGCGGACUUGUGCUUCUCAUUGCAAGAGACUGUGUUCUCAAUGCUCGUUGAAAUCACGGAGCGCGCAAUGGCGCACGUUGGGUCCAAACAGGUUCUUAUCGUGGGUGGUGUUGGCUCCAAUGAGCGGCUGCAGGAGAUGAUGGGAAUCAUGGCAAGAGAUCGCGGCGGUAGUGUAUAUGCUACCGAUGAGCGAUUCUGCAUCGAUAAUGGUAUUAUGAUUGCGCAAGCUGGUAUGCUGGCUUACGGGACGGGCUUCAGGACUCCUCUGAGCGAGAGUACUUGCACUCAACGUUUCCGCACAGAUGAAGUGUUCGUCAAGUGGCGAGAUUGA
Penicillium brevicompactum is the source of this 1092-nucleotide messenger RNA. RefSeq names its product O-sialoglycoprotein endopeptidase (gene kae1). The transcript has 2 exons. Gene Ontology annotation, cellular component: EKC/KEOPS complex; cytoplasm. Bases 1 to 1092 code for a protein of 363 amino acids. Lineage: Eukaryota; Fungi; Ascomycota; Eurotiomycetes; Eurotiales; Aspergillaceae. The record is from RefSeq and is a predicted model, not a curated record. Gene Ontology annotation, biological process: tRNA threonylcarbamoyladenosine modification.